AUGUCAGGACUUGAGGCCCUUGGGGUUGUUGCCAACAUAUUCCAAGUCAUUGGCUUCGCUGCGGAGACAGUUCGACUCUGCAAAGCGAUCUACGACGGCAGCGGGAUUGACAAACACCUCGAGGAGUAUGCCACCACUUUGAAAACGUUAUCGUCAGAUGUUCAGAAUCAUUACCACACGCGCCAAUCCCGCGGUCCCGACGAACGGAAGCUCGAAGAUGUCGCGAGAAAAUGCAACGUUGUCGCUCGGGCACUGGACGAGGAAGUUCGCUUCAUAAUUGGCUGCCAAGGGCAAGGCAAGCUCGCCGCUACGAUUCGCACCGCGGCCAAGGCGACGUGGCGGAAGAAUCGAUUGAAGAGGCUGGAGAAAUCACUGGCCGAGUACCGAGACAUGCUGGAAUCACAUUUGCUUGUACGAGUGUGCAAACAAAGCGAUGCCAUAAAACUCCAGCAAGAUGCUGGCUUCGCCAACCUCGACCAAUCCCUACGUCUAUUCGUUAGCCAGUACGCAUCGGGCCACAAGAGUCUCUCGGAGUUAGUAAACACACGAAUUGAUACGAUGAUGGAGCACACGACACGGGAAGCACGACAAACCACAACGGCGGUUUUACGGCACGUCACUACGGUGGUCUCCAGGGCAGAGAAGGUGCUUGCAGACCGUCUGGCGACUGAAGCUGCGAAGAUUGCCUGUGAUGCUCAGAGGAGACACGACUCGUCCGUAACAGAGGAUCAACGACAGCGGUUUCUCCGAAGCCUUAAAUUCGCCACCAUGAAUGCGCGACGAAAUCACAUUGUUGACUCCCACGAUGGAACUUUCAAGUGGAUCUUCCCAUCGCGACAGAUACCCGAAGGCCCAAGCAGAGACAGCCCGUCGGGGACCAGUGGCGCCACUGACAGUCUUUGGGACAACUUUGAGGAGUGGUUGCAGUCAGAGAGCAAUAUUUACUGGAUAUACGGGAAGCCCGGAUCUGGGAAAAGCACUUUGGUCAAGUUCCUCGUUUCAAGCAAUGACACUUCGACUGCACUGAAUUCUUGGCGAAGGGAAACUGUGAUAUUGUCGCACUUCUUUUGGAGACUUGGAACACAGAUGCAAAACACUCUGAAAGGGCUGCUAUGCACCUUACUUCAUCGGGCUCUUUCCGGCAACGGAGCAAUCUGCAACGCCAUAAUUGCCUCGCCAUCUUAUGGAAACAAAGAGUUUGAUGCGGACUGGUCCACUCGAGAGCUCAGGGAGUUGCUCUUAACCGUUGUUGAGGAAUACCCAUCUCCAUUGUGCAUAUUCAUCGAUGGAUUGGAUGAGAUCUGUGAGAAUGACGCAAGAGAACUGAUGAAGCUUGUCGACGACCUAAUGGCCCUUCAGAAUGUCAAGGUGUGUGUGGCAAGCCGGCCAGACGCCCCGUUCCAGCAGCACCUCGGCCAUUUCCAGCAUCUCCGGCUCCAAGACUUUACGCGGGAGGACAUGAGAAAGUAUGUCGAAGAUAUUUUCACACUUGAAAACCAGUCGGAUAACACCCUUAAUCGUAAAGAAGGUCCCUGUGCGCAGGAUAAAUUAGUAUCCUGGUUAGUCGACGAGAUUGUCUACAAGGCUGAAGGGGUCUUCCUCUGGGUUCAUCUCGUUGCACGGAGUCUCCUUCAGGGGUUGAAGAAUGGCGACACGGGAGAGGUCAUGAAACUACGCCUGCAAAGGCUACCGAGUGAACUGUCCGAGCUUUACAUGGACAUGUGGACUAGGCUCAAUGGAGACAGCGCCGUCUACCAGGGCAAGAGUCUGCUCGCCUGUUACGAAUCUUCGACGGAUGAGCAGGUCCUACGACUUGCCAUGGGGUACUUGGCAUGUUCUCACGAUGAGGAGCUUGCAACCAAAGUCUUGAGAUAUCUGCCCCUUUCCGGCGAACCCAACGUCCUUGGUCGUGACCGUUUCAUUGAAGCAUUAAUCUCACUCGGGGCUGAUCCGAAUGCCCGCUUCUCGAAUGAAAUGGUUUCGAAACAGUGUUCUGACGGCGACUCAAAGGCGCAAACCCAUAUCUCCACUUCCGCUCUGUUUGCCACCUUCGUCGCCACUAGAGAGCCCCAAUCGGACUAUUGGCUCGUGGCAUUUCGCCUUCGCACGGGUGGAUCCGUUGCUUCUGCCCAGGAGAUGGAGGAUUCAAUAGAAGCCGCUCCCAGUGGAGAUGGACUUAAGGGCGACAGCAUCGACUACUGGCGAGCCAGCGCUUCCGAUGCUGACCUUACUACUCCUCUCGGUCUGACCGACGCCGACAUCUCCUAUUUCAUUCCCAAGGUCUCCCUUGACAUCGAUGGAAUUAAACUCUACCCCGCUGCCCCGGAGGACAAGGAAUGGCCGUUCAUUACUGCCCAUGGCGAUGCCUGCUCCCUGAAGUACGGCACGAUGUGCUGUAGUAAUGGCUGCAUCGACAUCCCGGACACCAUCGAUACACCCGCCAACAUAACCACCGCCCACAUUGGAAGCAUAAACGUUGUCAUCAAGCAUCGUGACAUCGAGCCAGCGGCUGAUGCUAAGGCUCAGGAUCUCCUCUCCGCCCAAGCACUCCUCAAUGAUGUCAAAGUCUCCAUUGUAGAGGAUGCGACCAAGGCAGCUGGGAAAAUGUUUGAGUUUGCGCUUAUGGUCCUUUCCCACAGUGCUCUCAAGAAUGAAGCCGCGAGUCAGGAAAAGCCGUUCGGUCCUUUAGAUGCCCUCUCGGAGGCCGUCGCAGCUGUUGACAAGGUUUUGCCAGACAGCGAGGCCGAUUUCACCGUUCCCAUCUCCAAGCCCAAAACGCUUACUCAGUGGGUUCACAAGAUCGAUCAACUCAUUCUUGCCGCUUUUGAGAACCACAAAACAACCGUCGACGUCUUCGGCGUCCACCAACCGUCUCAGCUUCGAGCCAUGGUGAACCGAAUGCGGUGGUUCCGGUCGCUGGGUGACACAUUGGCAGUUAUGGACCUAGUCAGCCCUUCCCACAAUACUGAACUCCUCGCACGGAUGAUUCUCCAUGAUUUGGGCGCCGACGAAAGGUGCAUGGACUCCCACUUUACUCAGUUCAAUAACACAGGGAGUGCUGGUUCCAUCACUCACGGCAUUGACGCCUUUGCUGGCCAAGUCCAGCUUCACGCAAGGGAUUUCAGGGACAACAAUGGUACCACCCCGGUUCUUCUUCAGGGCGAAGACCAGCGCCACCCAACCUGGGUCCAUUUCAAACCCGGCACUCCCGCACCACUCGUUGAGACUUUCUACCAAGCUCUUGACCUGUCUGAAGGCUACAAACUCCCAGGAUUUCCCGAACUGGGUGCUUCGUAUUUCACAAAGCUCAGCCGACGCCAACGGGCCAUGAUCGGACACAUGAAGUCUAUUUCCUUCGUCCACGAACAACUGCUCCAAGGCUCGAACGACCGCGGUGCCAGAAAUUCGUCCUCAACCAUCACCAAAGCCGCCACCGAUCGGCUGUGGCACAUGUCGCACCGCGAUUUCGGCAAUCAGACGACGCCGGCCAAUCGCGUUCUAUAUCCUCGCGAGAUUACCGACCCCGGCCCUGAUAACGAUGCCGAUGUCGUAACUCAGGAGGGCGCUCCUUAUCAUUUGCUAAGGAUAUCCCAGACGCGCAGUCCUCUUUAUCAAAAUUCAUACCGAUAUCACAAGUCCGCCGGAGAAGGUACCUGGGUAUAUGUAUUCGAUAGUGGCUAUGCCCACCACACUCCAGAGGUCCGCGAGGAACUCCGCAUCGAUGACAACAAUAUACAGGACAGCUUCUUCGAGGUGCCCAUCGAGUCAUGCAUCGAUCCUGCUCUUAAUCUUCCCGAACAGAAGAUUAACCGCGCCCCCGAUAUCGACAGGUUUGAUGACUGGCAAGGCCAUGGCACUCCGGCCGCGUCACUGGCCGUGGGCACACGGUUUGGCGUCGCGAAAAAGGCAAAAAUGUUCAGUAUCAAGGUUUGGUGCAGCUGGAUUCAAAAUGGCGUAUGGGGCUUGCGAACCACCCCGGAAGCCAUGCUGAUUGGGGCCAACAAAAUGCUCGAGAGACAUCGAGAGUUCGGGCAUACGGGAAAAGCGGUAAUGUUGAUACCACAGGUGCCGGCUAUAAUAGCAGGCAGCGAAAUGGCCGAACAGCACACAACGGCAUGGAGAACCAUCCUCCUCGCAUGUCGCCACGCAGGCAUCGUCGUUGUCGCCUCCGCCGGUGCCAAUGGUGCCUUCGUGGUGACCGAUGAGGGCGGACCUGACGACUGCUUCUGGGAAACGAGUGCAGGAGAUGGCUUGCUUCGUUUCCCCGAGACCCUCGCGGGCGAGUUCCCCGAACUCAUCGUCGUGGGUGCUGCGGGGAUUGACGGAACCUACCGUAUCCAGAACUCGAGGAUCUUGGAUGAUCACCAAGACUGGGUAUUUGCUCACGGAUACCCGAUCGAAGGAAUGGCUAUUGACGGAAGUGUGCGCGACCUUCAGAGUGAUAUGUGGGCCGCACCCCUGGUAGGCGGCUUGGUUGCGUAUUACUUGGCCCACCCUCAUUGGGGGCCGUUGAUCUACUCAGCUGAAGGGAACUCGGAUGUUUCGGAUGUUCGACGCAUCGGAACUCGUGUCAAGGAGAUCCUUAAAGGGACGUCGUGGCGGCGUUAUGAACACAAUAAAGAGGAGGAUCGAUGGGCGGAUUUCAUUGCGGUCUACGGGGACGAUUGCAAUAACCUCCUCGACUUGAUCAACCAGUAUCCGGGAAUCGAAAUGGUGCCCGAUCAAGUCUUGAUGGUAUCUAAUGCCGUUGCGGGUAUUCAAAAUGCUUGCUACGCGGCUGUUCCGCCCGACACGAAUAACGGAGGCUCCGAUCUAGGAAACAUCUACGACGGUGACGACAAUGGAGCGAACGGUGGAAAUAACAGAAAACGUAACCCGGCCCAAGAUCCCCCCGCUGACCCCCUCGCCGGCCUCAACGAGACCUGCGCCAGGGCCCCGCCGGCGUGGUACACCCCCAAGCCCAGCGCGACGGCUGCUCCUCUCCCGACAAACCUCGCCGAUUGGGAGGACAUUGGCUGCAUCGACCUGCCCGAGGAUAACUUAGCCGGCCUCAAUACUACUUCGGUUAACGGCGACGUGGACCUCGACAAGUGCGCUAAGGAGUGCGCGUGCUCGCACAUGUUUGCCGCGCGGAAUGGCGAUACUUGCAGGUGUAUCAAGGAUCCGGUGCAGCUUUUCGGCAAGGUUAUGGAUGGAAAGAUGUGCGGUGUUCCGUGCUCUAAUAAUGGGCAACAGACGUGUGGUGGUGAGGGGAACGUUACGAGGGUCUAUCUUAGUCUCGUGGGUGUUGAUGCGGAGGAUGAAAGGUGCGCCGGCAAGUAA
This is a messenger RNA of Scedosporium apiospermum, 5322 nucleotides long. RefSeq lists its product as uncharacterized. The record is from RefSeq and is a predicted model, not a curated record. The coding region runs from base 1 to 5322 and encodes 1773 amino acids. Lineage: Eukaryota; Fungi; Ascomycota; Sordariomycetes; Microascales; Microascaceae. The transcript has 11 exons. Gene Ontology annotation, biological process: proteolysis. Gene Ontology annotation, molecular function: serine-type endopeptidase activity.